AUGAGCGCACCGCCGGACCUGCGUCUCGUUGCCGAAAAGCUUUCGGCGCCGCCCUUCAACAUCACAUGCACGCCGAUAGCCCUCCAUGACGACGUUCCCACUGUUCAGCUCGUCCAGAUCGCGAGCAACGUGAUGGCCUACAUCGACGAGGCCAACCCACACUCGAUGCACCGCGGCGUGGAUCUCCGGAAGGAGCCGCCCGAAGAUACCGCCUAUCGCUUCGGCGAGUUCUUGCGGCUGCUCAAGUUCAAGGACGCAUAUGACGGCGAGCUCUUUUCCAAAUACAUCGUCGAGGGAAGCAGACCGUGCCUGCUGGAUAUUCUGUACUUUCUUCUCAAGGACCUGGCAACGCACAAGAAGCGAGCAUAUCUCGCGCCGUACCUUGCUGUCGUGGACGUGCCGCCCGAGUAUAUGCAGGACGAAGGCAAGUCUCGCGCGUCGAGGGAAGCAAGCCUGUGGCAAACGCCGGCUGGGUCUGUGGUUGACCUGGUGACUCAGGUCGAAAGCCUGCAGGAUCAAUUCAAAGCAGUCCACAAGCAUGUCGAUGGGCUUCGCAGCUCUGGCAACAAUGCGGCAAUUGUGAAACGCGAGAUCCAGCAGAUGGAGGAAGAGAAACAGCAGGUUCUCAGCAAGAUUGCAAAGAUCCGGAAGAAAGUCGAGCAAGUGCCCAACCACGAGGCUUGGAUCCAGGCCGCAAAGAACCUGAGGCUGGAGCAGAAAUCCGAGAUCACGAUCAGUGACAAGAUCAAGGAGCAGAAAUCCCAGAUUGCGAUACAUGAGAAAAAGAUCCAGGCGAUGCAGCAGAAGCUCAAGGAAGUCCAGUCCUUGUACAGCGGUGCUGGCGCCGAUGUGAUAUUUGGGAAGAUGCAGGAGGAAACCAAGAUGAACAAGUAUCUCGCCACCGAGAACUUACCGAAGGGAAUCGAGGAGACCAAGAAGCAGAUCGCAGAAGUUGUGCAGCUGAUGUCGCAUUCGGUUGUAAGUGAGACGGACAUGCGUCCCCUCGAAGCCGAGAUCAAGGAGCUCAACGAGCAGAUUGCAAAGCUGGCUGAGAAGCGACUGCUCAAAAAUAGCAACGGAGAGGACAAGUUGGCACUGUUUCGACAGCAAGCGGCGAUCAUAUCCCGCAAAAAGGAAGGCACUGCGCAAAAGUUGGCAACUCUGGGUGAGGAGAUCAACCUGCUGCAGACAGAUCUUGCCAAGAAGCGAGAGCAGGCCAAAGGGGUCCAAGGUGCCAAGAUCCUCAAGGGCGAGGAGUUCAAGCGCUAUGUCAGCGAGCUCCGUGGCAAAUCGAUGGUGUACAAGCGCAAGAAGGCGGAGCUCUCCGAAAUGACUGCCGAGUACGGGAUCCUGCAGCGCACCGAGGAGUUGCUGAAAAUCCGAGAGCGGCCCCUGCAGGAGGCUUUGACUGCUCUCGAGAAGCAGAGCGGCGUCUCGGGCUUCCAUGCCGCUCAGGAAACGCUCGAGAAGGUUUCCGAACGCAAGAGCGAGAUUGACGAGGCCAAAGGGAAGACUUUGGAAGAGAUCUCGAAUCUCAUCCAGAAGCUGACCCAGACCAUCAACGUACGUAUCACAGACGAGGAGGCGGUGCAUUGGUGCAAGGAAUAUGCGAAUGCUUGCAGCUGCAGAGGAGAGGUCAAGAAAGCAUGCUCUCGUGGCUUCACACCAACUCGCUCGCGUGGAUCUCAUAUCGCCCACAUUCCUCCACGCACUCGCACUCAGGACAAGAAAUCGCUCCUUGCGCCGGUGAUCCAGCAGCUGCGCCAGCUCAGGCAGCCUGUUCAGGAUCUCGAGGCCGAGUAUCAUGAAAAGAAGCGCAUCUACGACUCCACCAUGGCGGGGCUGACCUCAGAGACCACUCAGAUCGAGCAGGAAGUCAAGUCGUAUCGCCAGGACAUCAUGAAUGAUCAGAGCCGCGAGCACUAUCUCAACACCAUGAUUGAGAUCUGUGAAAUCGCUCAGGAGCGAGUGAUGCAUGAAAUGAAGGCGUACAUUGGAGGCGACGACUCCAUCGAAGCCCAGCAAAAGGCACGCGGUUUCAAGACCUACCGCGACCUCUACAACAAGCGAAUCAUGGAGCAGGAGAACCUCGGCAAGUCCUUCCGAGAGCAGCAAAAGGAGAUUAAGGCAAAAUACGAGCCCAACAUCAAGCAACUGGGUAUGUUUGCCGACGUCAAGAAACUGCUGCUUCUGAAGCUCGCACACAACAAGCGACUGCUAGCGACUGGCGGCCAGAAGGACGAGAUCGGCGGGAGGCGCCAAGAGGACAGGAUGUGCUGA
Molecule: messenger RNA, 2280 nt
Organism: Polychytrium aggregatum
Lineage: Eukaryota; Fungi; Chytridiomycota; Chytridiomycetes; Polychytriales
Exons: 15
Coding region: 1-2280 (759 amino acids)
Biological process (GO): cilium assembly; intraciliary transport
Cellular component (GO): intraciliary transport particle B; centrosome; cilium
Molecular function (GO): tubulin binding
Source: RefSeq, a predicted model, not a curated record